Molecule: messenger RNA, 5259 nt
Organism: Rattus norvegicus (Norway rat)
Lineage: Eukaryota; Metazoa; Chordata; Mammalia; Rodentia; Muridae
Source: RefSeq, a predicted model, not a curated record
UAAAAUAUUGUUCUUUUUGUUUUUUCUUUUAAAAUUAGCUUCACAGCUCCUUACUAGUUCUUGCACAGGUUGUGCUCCAACUAGGGGACAUGCCCUAAACCGGAGGGCGGAGGGCGUGGGGGAGCCUCUUGCUCUUUGACUGCCCUUGGCCAGGUCUCUAAAGAGCUGGUUAGAAUUGCAAGAUCAGGUCUUUGUUGCCCUGUUCACACCUGACUUGCAGGGCGUGUUACCACAACAAAGAGCCACCCACUUCCCGGAGGGUGGUUGUAGUCUUUGUGGCCAAUUUGCUUGGGGCUCCAGGGUUACCAGGUGGCCUCAGACCCUCCAGGAUAGAGUCCCUGGGUCCUUAUAGAAUGGCUGGAGCUUCAAAGGUGCUCUGAAGCUUAAGCUCCAUUAUAUUCAAUGUUAAAAUGUCUCGAGGAAGCCGAGCGUCCGUGGCAUAUGUCUUUAAUCCCAGCACUUUGGAGGCUGGUCUACAAAAUGAGUUCCAGGGUAGCCAGGACAGAGAAACCCUGUCUCAAAAAACAAACAAACAAAAGAUCCCAGGGAGGGCUGCCUCACUUUCUUUCUUUACUAUUCCAAAAGAUGCCUAAAAUCACCAUCUUGGGACAUUUUAGAGUCAUGGGUGGUUUCACGCAACAGCAGUCUAAGCCUAACACGCCCCACUUCACUUUUUCUGCUCCAUGGGUCGCCAGACCGACGUCCCAUCUCCUUAUGGGGAAAAAAGGCGGAGGCCUAUGCUAAGGUGCCGGUUGGUGGCCACAGUCUUGAUUGGCAAAGGGUAUUAGCCAAUGAUGCUGACGAAACCGGCUGCUGUUUAUGAACAUGCAGCCAACGGACAGGCAGCAGCGCAGCCAGAGGCCAAUGAAAACUUGCCUGGGCGGGUCUGAGGGCGGGGCUUCCCUGGGGGGCGGAUGUGGGUAGACUUCCAGUGCCAACCCCCGGACACUCAGAGCACAUCCGGUUUUAGCCGAGCGGGGAAGCUCCGAAGAGGUGGGCUAAGAAGGUACGUGCGAAGCUAGGAUCGGGCAAGCCUGGAGUGAGGGAUACUGACGGAGCAAGAGCGGGAGUGGGUAGUAGCUUCCGCUUUCGGAUAGAUCAGCUCCUUAGGGAACCCGGCCUACUCUGCGUCGAGAUCGAAGGAAAGCUGAGCGGGGAGGGACGCGGAGGAACUAGUGCCGCGCAUGCGCAGCAGCCCCGGCGGGGGCGAGUCUGCGGGGUCUCUCGGGCAGUUGGGCCUGUCUUUGUGGUGGCGAAGGCCUCUUAGCGACCCUCGCUUGCGUCCCUUUCCCCUCAGCCGAGUUGAGGGCUUGAAUUCGGGACAGGUCCCUCACUCCUGACUUUGAGGUAAACGAAAGGAAAAGCUGUGUCGUUGUGGUCACUCCGCCCCACCCAGCGAUCGCUGCUCGGCUGCUCCUCGGGUUCCUCCGCCUCGCCUGGGUGAGCCGUCGGGUUUGGGGACUUGAGGUAGGCCCGGUUAGGCAGACUGCCCUGUCACGGCGGGCUAGGUGAUGUCACACUUCUCUGUGACACGCGAGAUUCCUUAGUUACUUAGAAGCCAACGGUAGAGGCCGAGGUGAGAAGCCCCGAGCUUGGCCUGGCUCCCCCGCCCCACGGAGCAGCCCCACUCUGAUCUGAUUGGUUACCUCUGGACAGCGGAGGCUGCGCUGAACAGACUUGGAGCCAUGAAUAUAUUUGAUCGGAAGAUCAACUUUGAUGCCCUCUUAAAAUUUUCCCACAUAACUCCCUCCACACAGCAGCACCUAAAGAAGGUCUAUGCCAGUUUUGCACUGUGCAUGUUUGUGGCAGCAGCAGGGGCCUAUGUCCAUGUGGUCACACGUUUCAUCCAGGCUGGCCUGCUCUCUGCCCUGGGCGCCCUGGCCUUGAUGAUUUGCCUGAUGGCCACACCUCACAGCCAUGAGACGGAGCAGAAGAGGCUGGGACUGCUCGCUGGCUUCGCCUUCCUUACAGGAGUUGGCCUGGGACCUGCCCUGGAGCUGUGCAUUGCCAUCAACCCCAGCAUCCUCCCCACGGCCUUCAUGGGCACGGCCAUGAUCUUCACCUGCUUCAGCCUGAGUGCCCUCUACGCCAGGCGCCGGAGUUACCUCUUUUUGGGAGGUAUCUUGAUGUCAGCCAUGAGCCUCAUGUUCGUGUCCUCUCUGGGGAACCUUUUCUUUGGAUCCAUUUGGCUGUUCCAGGCAAACCUGUACAUGGGGCUGCUGGUCAUGUGCGGCUUUGUCCUCUUCGACACUCAGCUCAUUAUUGAAAAGGCUGAACACGGAGACAAGGAUUACAUCUGGCACUGCAUUGACCUCUUCUUGGACUUCGUUACACUCUUCAGGAAGCUCAUGCUGAUCUUGGCCUUCAAUGAGAAGGUUAGUCAGCCUGCAGCCCGCGCAGGAGGGAAGGCGGGGCUCCUGUUCAACCUCUGGGAGAUGGGAGGUCUUGAAAGGUGGAUUAUACACUGUGUAGAACAGAAGUGUGAGAGGCAGGCCCCGCAAGCAGGAGGUAAACACAGGUUUGUGCUAAGUAAAACCACAUUUCCUAAAUCUUAACUAAUCCCUGAGGUGAGUUUCAGACGGCAGACAACCUCGAUUGCUGUGAAAGCAAUGCUGCACCUUAUGAAGAGUUUAAGGUUACGAAGAUUGUUAGGGCUCAGAGAAGGAUGUUCUAGAAGACGGUAGUGACAGCUGUUACCUUGUGAAUGUCAGAAGUGGAUCUGUUUAUCCACUUGUUAAUUUCUUUGAAUUUUUUAAAGUAAUUUUGCUUGGUUUUGGAGACAGGGUUUCGCUCUGUAGACCAGGCUGAUCUCAAACACUGAGACCUGCCUGCCUCUGCCUCCAAAGUGCUGGGAUUUACUGCCCUGCAUUUUUAAAAGCUUUUUUAAAUGAACUUGUAUGAGCGCCUGCAUGCACACACGUAUACUGUAUGCACUGAUUCCCUGGAAUUAUGAAUUAUGAGCCGCCAUGUGGGUGCCGGCGAUCAAACCCAGGUCCGAGGGCUGGAGAGGUGGCUCAGAGGUUAAGAGCGUGGUCUGCUCUUCCAGAGGUCCUGAGUUCAAUUCCCAGCAACCACAUGGUGACUCACAACCAUUUAUAAUGGGAUCUGAUGCCCUCUUCUGGCCACCAGGCAUACACACAAGCAGAACACUGUACACAUAAUAAAUAAAUAAAUCUUAAAGAAAAAAGAAGAAAAACGCAGGUUUGCCUGAGCAGCCAGGGUUCCUGACUGCCACCUCUGCCGCCCGCCUUACAUCUCCAUCUUAUUUUUGUUGAUCUCAGUUCUUCCCCCUGAAGCUAGCAUAAUAGUCAGUGUCGUCCAACACAGAGGAAGCAAUGAGCUUUUAUUUAUAAAGCUGAUUUAGGAAACCAGACCGUGAGUGCAGGGCCACAGGGGGAAUGAGCCGGACUUGCUGGCUCCAUGUAGGCUGUGCAGUUGCCUCCUCCCAGCUGCCGCCGUGGGGUGGUGUCCUGGGCUCCUGCCUAGGGCGGGAAGGGCUCAAGGGCUGAGCCCUCCUCAUCGCUUUGCUGCCCACAUUCCAGGACACUCUUGGCCAGCACUCAGUCAUCUGGGUUUGUACCUCAGGGAGACUAGCUGAUUUUCUUCAUUUGUAGGACAAAAAGAAAGAGAAGAAGUGACGUGGUGAUCGAUCGGCCUCUCCCAGCUCGCCUUCUCUCCCUCAGCCCCGUUUCUUUGCACACAUCACAGGUGUCGUGUCCCAUGACAAUGAAAAGCAUCAGGAAAGCUUUUGUACUUUGUGGUUUUCUCUAUUUUGAAUUUUUUGAUCAAAAAACUGAUUAGUGAAUAUAGUUUGGAGUUUGGCUUCGUCUCCUGGGGUUCUUCCGCUCCCUUUUCUGUCAGCCCAUCACAGCCACUUGCUCUGCUCAGGCAGCCAGUGUACCAGAAUGAGAAGUGAGAGCAGAAGUCUGCGCCCUGCCAAGCCUCCGUGGCUGGACCCCUGCACUGCUGGCUGGACCCUCUUGACCCCAUGGUUCGGCUUUACAGUUCCAGUGAGGCUGGGCAGUGUGUUUGCCUUGGGAGGGAGCUUACCUGUCUGAGCUGCCAGGGCUGCCACACAGUGGACUCUGGUGGGUGCUUCCCUCCUCUGCUGCCUAAUUCAGUCUGGCAAACGCCUUUCUGCCUUGCCAUGAUGAAGGGAGUGCUCUGUCCCACUCCUGAGUGGCCCUCAGGAAGUCUGCCUGCUUUCCAUCCUGGGAGGGCUUGAGUACAAGGGAGGAACGUGAAGGGUCUGAGUAUGGUGGCCAGGCAGAGAUGACGGCUCCAGGGUUCCCUGUUGUGCUUUUCUUUGUUGGUUUUUUAAAUUGUCAACCGUUGUUACUGAUUGGUCUCCACUGGGUGGCUGUGGUGUCUUGGGAAAGGACAGGGAAGGAGACUGGCUGAGCCUCGGCUAACCGAACCGAGGCCUUCCUGCCACACACGCUUAGGGAAGAGCCGCAGCUCCGGGUGACUGGGCUGGCUCUUCAGUGCGUUUUUGUCUGUCUGCCUGGACAUGAUUUGGGAGUAUCAGGACAACUGUGAGGCAGCAGGGAACAGUCGCUAACAGACAUAGAGAACAGUCGCUAACACGUACUUGAGUUAUUUGGGUUUGUUCACCUGUUUCCAGAGAUUUUUGGUCUUUUGGGCAGAAGCCCAUUGACCAGACUGUGGGCCAUCUUAGUCUGCAUGGAGAGGUGGCAACCGGAGUGGUUGUGGCCCUGGCUACCAAGCCCCUGACAGCCCGUUACCAGGAGGAUGGUGGUUUUGACUUUCUUCACUCAAAACCAGUGCAGUUGACACAGUGGCUGCUGGUUCACUGUCCCAUGAAACUGCUUCUGGUGUGGUGCGCCCAGAGCGACAUCUUGCCACCCUGUUUGCCUGGUGCCUCCCCUGGCUCGAGCUUACAACCUGAGGGACGGCAGCAGCUCUCCAGAAAAAUGAUGCCACGAGGCCUCAGGACCCGACUGAGUUCCACCUCUUGAAGCCAGACUCCACCUUUUGUGCUUUUUUGCUUGGGAAAAAGGAGUUUUUCUUUAGAAACAGUGCCAAGAAUGAUAAAGAUAUAAAAACUACUUUUAAAUAAAAUGCCUGUCAGGUUUUUAACCCAGGCCUCCCUGCGUCUCCACUCUAUCCCCGGUUCUUUGUUUCCGGCUCAAGCUGCAUUCUCUAACUCAAACUGUGAAGACAACGGGGUUUUUGAUUAAAAAAAAUAUAUCUACAUAGUCUUAAUUUGUAAAAAAUAAAGAAAAUUCCUUAACCUUU